AUGUUUAUUAGGGAUUCCCUGCUCGCUUCACAGCAGCUAUGGUCAAGCUCUGAGGAGGCUGAGACUGAGGUUCCCCCGAUGAGACUGCGACCUCAGAGUUACGGAGGCGAGACACUGGAACGAGAGUCACUGGUAGAACCCUGGCUUUCUCGAUCGCUUGAUCAUGUUGUGGCUGCAGUUCAACGCGGCGCGCACGGCCAGGACGACAAACGGGUUGCAUUUGAGCAAGGUACUCCAUCGCCUUUGUCAUCUGUGCAAAAUUGUGGUCGCGUGGUCGACUCGCGCUCGGCGAACAUACUGGUUUUUCACAUCGCGAAGCUUGCUAGUGUCAAUAGUGACCCGCAAAGAGCAAAGUUUUACUCCUUCCUGCGUGCUGUGAUUUUAAAGCUGAGUAUCAAUGCUGCUUUGAAUGAAGGUCUAGGUGGUGCUCGAUUUGUCUUUGUGGACUCGUGGUUCGGAGACGGAGGGAAAUGCGGGGUCGAUUUCGGCGACUUUGUGAGCAAUGAAGAUGAGGGGCUUGAUCUCGAAGAGGUUGUAGAGCCCUGGCAUAAGUAUGCUAUAAAGGAAACACCGAAUGUUUUUUAUCCUAUUUAUCUCGGAGAAGUCCUGAAUGAGAGAUAUCUGGUCGAGCAUAAAGUCGGCUUUGGCGGCGGCUCUACUGUCUGGAUGGCCCAUGACCUUCAUGAUAAGAGGGAUGUGGCCCUUAAAGUCAUGUCUUUAGGGGACUGGGGGGAAAACGAAUACCGCAUGCAGAACGAAAUACUUCAGAACGUGCAGGAUACCUCUCACCUAGUGAUGUAUCUAGGAACUUUCCUCAUCCCUGGAAACGAACAUAGGGUCCUAGUGUUCCCUUUGAUGGGUCAAUGCAUUUCCCCUAUUGAGUUGAAAAAGAUCCCUAUGGCCAGUCGCAUGUCCGCUGCUCGGCAAUUGCUAGAAACCUUCGAACAUUUACACACAGCAGGAAUUGUACACCGUGAUCUAAAUGAGAGAAACUGUAUGUGGGGGAUGGCCCCUCUCCACAAUCUUAAUAGGAGUGCGAAAUAUGAGGCAGUCGGCCGGCCAUUAAAGCAAACCAUACCUUUUGUCGACCUUUGGAAGAAGGGGGAGCUUGUUCGAGCAGUUGAGGUUCCUGAGAACUUGCGCACGGAGGAAUUCUUUCUUGGAGACUUUGGUCUAGCGAAGAAGCUUAGCGAUAGCGAGACUCAACUAGGCUACCCCCCUUCACAAUUUUGCUCGCCAGAACGUCUUCAUGGAAAGGAUCCGAGUCUUGCCUGCGAUAUGUGGAGUUAUAUGGUUAUCUUUACCGUGCUCUAUCUUCGCUUUACGCCUUUCCCUAGCUGGGUCGAGGGUGGAAUAAUCAGCGGUUUUGUUGCACGCUUAGGUCCACUACCUGAAAAAUGGAAGGGCCUUUAUAUCCGCCCCGGUGAGAUUGAUUCCUGUUUCUUGUGCUACAAUGUUGUUUCUUCAACACUGAAACUGGAUCAACAUACCACGAUUACAAAAGUCGUUGGACUUGGUACUGGGAAUCUACACUACUUUGACUCUUUUAUUGAGGGCAAAGACCUUCAAGGCAGGCAAAUAACAAGGUAUACAACGAAAAGAAAAGAAGGUGGUGGUGGCAAGAGCUUCCACGGAUUCCGGACUCUUCUAGGACUGUUUCUGCGAACCGAGCCAGAGUACAGAGGACACGGAGAGUCUGUUCUCACGACUCACAAGAAAGUCGGUAAUUAG
Molecule: messenger RNA, 1731 nt
Organism: Penicillium samsonianum
Lineage: Eukaryota; Fungi; Ascomycota; Eurotiomycetes; Eurotiales; Aspergillaceae
Product: protein kinase family protein
Exons: 7
Coding region: 1-1731 (576 amino acids)
Biological process (GO): protein phosphorylation
Molecular function (GO): protein kinase activity; ATP binding
Source: RefSeq, a predicted model, not a curated record